This is a messenger RNA of Amphibalanus amphitrite, 6949 nucleotides long. RefSeq names its product E3 ubiquitin-protein ligase TRIP12-like. Gene Ontology annotation, molecular function: zinc ion binding; ubiquitin protein ligase activity. Bases 217 to 5997 code for a protein of 1926 amino acids. NCBI's taxonomy places the organism in Eukaryota, Metazoa, Arthropoda, Thecostraca, Balanomorpha, Balanidae. Gene Ontology annotation, cellular component: nuclear speck. Gene Ontology annotation, biological process: protein polyubiquitination; proteasome-mediated ubiquitin-dependent protein catabolic process; DNA damage response. The transcript is spliced from 29 exons. The record is from RefSeq and is a predicted model, not a curated record.
UCACGACCCGAGGGCAUCGCGGAGCGUGAGGGUGGUCUGGUGUCCGCGUCGUUGUAUAUUUUCGGGAAUACUUGCUUUCUGUGCUCGUUUUUGGUAUAAAACUGUUGAAGAAGAAUUCGAGGAAGCUUUUAAGUUUAGAUAUAAGGCUAUCUGUGACCUCUUAUUAGGUGCCCCAGCGGCCGCGUGGCAUGCCGGCCCCGCCAGUUCGCGGUUCGAAUGGCCGACCCCGAUAGCGCGGACGGCGGCGCAGACGACUGCAUCGCGCGCCGGCUGCGCUCCUCGAGCCGACAGCAGCGACACAGGUCCACUGAAGGCGGCUCCGACGCCGGCGGCUCGAAGCGUAGUUUGUCGGUCGAUCACCAGAGCGGCGCCACUGAGCGGACCAGACGGGCGUCACGCAGUCCGUCGACUCAAGGGCGGGCCGAGAAAAGACGUCGCGUGAGCACGCCCACCGAGAGGCCGCAAGAGGCCAAGAAGCGUCACCGAGGCAGCAGCGGCGGCAGCCGAAAGACCGUGUCUCGGUCUCCGGAGCCGUCUACCAGCGGUCAGCAGCCGCAGCAGCAGCAGCAGCGGGCGGCCAGCAGCCGACACCGCCAGCUGGAGCCGUCGGCGGCGGCAGGCCCGGCCGCCCCCGCCCCCGCCCCCGCCCGCACCGGCAGAGGCCGUUCGCCGGGCCAGCCGUCUCGGCGCCAGCGCUCGGCCGACAGGGGCGGACCGUCGCCAGGAGGGCCGGUGGCCGGCGGUGCACAGCCAGCCUCCAACACGGGGUCCUGUACCAGCAGCAGCGGUCGGCGAGGCUCGCGGGCCGGCGGAAAGGUGGCUCUGGGCGGCUCCAUGUCGUCGGAAGGAGCGCCGGCGGAUGAGGCCGCCGGCGGCUCGGGCAGCGCCGCCGCCGCCGCCGCCGCCGGUGCCGCCAGCCCGGCCGGAGCGGCCGGCGGCGGGCCGGCCGCCGAGCGCGGUGCCGGAGCCGCGGGCCUGGCCGGCGCGGCGGCGCUGCUGGGCGCCGGCGCUGCCGCCGAGGAGGAUGGCGACAUGGGCCGCCUGCAGGCGCUGCUGGAGGCUCGCGGCAUCCCUUCGCACCUGAUCGGUGCGCUGGGGCCGCGCAUGCAGCAGAUGCUCCACCGCAGCAUGGGCAGCAGCUCCAAGAUCCAGCAGCUGGUACAGGGCCUGCAGGCGACUGAUGACGAGACACAGCAGCUGCAGGCCGUCAUUGAGAUGGGCCAGCUGCUGGUCAUGGGCAACGAGGAGACUCUGGCCGGCUUCCCGAUUAAACAGGUGGUGCCGCCACUCAUCGCCCUCCUGCAGAUGGAGCACAACUUUGACAUCAUGAACCACGCGUGCCGGGCGCUGACGUACCUGAUGGAGGCGCUACCGCGCAGCACGGCCGUCGUGGUCGAAGCGGUGCCGGUGCUCUUACAAAAGCUGCAGGUCAUCCAGUGCAUGGACGUGGCCGAGCAGAGCCUCACUGCGCUGGAGCUCAUCAGCCGUCGGCACAGCAAGAACCUGCUCCAAGUGGGCGGCAUCUCGGCCUGUCUGAUGUACGUCGACUUUUUCUCGCUGACGGCUCAGCGCGCGGCGCUGGCCAUCACGGCCAACUGCUGUCUGUCGCUGACACAGGACGAGUUCCACCUGGUCAGCGAUAACCUGCACAUUCUCUCCGAGCGGCUCACACACCAGGAUAAGAAGACUGUGGAGAGCGUAUGUCUGGCGUUCAGCCGUCUGGUGGACACGUUCAAGACCGAUCCAGCCAAAGUGAAGGAGAUCGCUCGCCACGGCCUGCUCGCCAAUGUCCAGCGCCUGCUGAUGGCCACGCCGGCCGUCAUCAGCAGCUCGACGUUCUGCGAGGUGACCAAGAUGCUGCGCGUGCUGUGCAGCUACUGUCCCGACAUCGCCGUCCAGCUGCUCUCGGAGAACAUCGCCGAAACGCUCUGCUAUCUGCUGGUCGGCAACCGCGAGCAGAUGGAGCUGGUCUCCCGCAACCCUGAGGAGCUGUACGCUCUGAUGUGUCUGGUCGGAGACCUGCUGCCCGCCCUGCCCACGGACGGACUCUUCAGCGUCGACCAGUGGCUCUUCAGGAUAUACCCGCGGGAGUAUGUGCAGUGGCAGUGGCGUGAUGAUCGUAACAACUGGCACAACUACUCACACGCCGACAGCUUCACGGUCGAGACGGCGAACCAGGCCGGCGACGACGAAGUGCAGCUGGACUUCAUGGGCCGCCACUACACCAUCGACUUCAACACCAUGCGCCAGAUCAACGAGGGCACAGGCACAUCGCGGCCCAUCCAGCGGCGCACGGUGACGGGUCCGGCGGCCGGCGCCGGCGCCCCGGGCACGCCCGCUCCGGCGCCCCCGCCCGGCGCCGACCCAAGGCUCACGGCACUGCAGGGCAACCGACCGCUGUUUGCUGGCCUGGUGGGCACCCUGUUCUCGAUCCUCUACAAGGUGUACAGCUCGUGCGCCGGCCCGGCUGUGCGCCAUAUGUGUCUGCGCGCCAUCCUGAGGAUGGUCUACUUCGCCAGCCCUGAUAUGCUAAAGGACCUGGUGGGCAUUCAGGAGGUGUCCUCCCACCUCACCGGUAUGCUCUCCUCCGGAGACCUGAAGAUCGUCGUGGCCGCUCUCCAGCUGGCAGAGGUGCUCAUCCAGAAACUGCCCGAGCAGUGCAGCGUCCAUUUCAGACGAGAAGGUGUGGUGUACCAGAUUAACCAGCUGGCUGCCGAUCCGACGGCGCCCGCCCCGUCCCCUGUGGCCGGCGGCGCGGCCGGCGCGGCGGGCAGCAGCGGCGGCAGCGGCGGCGGCACGGAGCUGUGUGCCGCCGGACCCAGCAGCGCCUCCCUGCCCGCCUACCUGGAGACGCCGCCGCCGCCGGCCGCCGGGUCUGCGGCCGGUGACGAGGGGACCAACCUCAGCCUCAGCGACGUGCUGAAGCGUAAGCGGACCUCGAAGCGGCCCGGAAACGCGUCACGCAAGUCGCGGCAGGAGGAGGCGUCACAGUCGGCAUCACCGAGUAUGGCCAGCUCGGCCAUGGAGUCGCUCUCCAGAGCUGCGGGUACCAGUCGCGGCAGUGUGGCCGGCAGCUCGGCCGGUGCCGCCGGCGGCUCGGCCGCGCGCGGUAAGGCGGCCGGCGGCUGCGCGGGCGGCAGCCGCUUCCAGACCUCGUCGUUCCUGGCCAGCCUGAACCCGGCCCGCUGGGGACGCAGCGUGUCCAACUCACCUCUCGGCGACCGGGGACUCAACAAGGACGGCCUGCUGAACCGCGCCUCGAGCAGCCCCAGUCUGUCGGGCAGCAAGGAGCGCGUGCGCGGCUGGAUCCGCGAGCGCGCUCAGCAGUUUAUCGCGCGCCACUUCUCGGGCGACACGUCCGGUCACACGGCGCUGAUGUCUCGUCUGGGCGGCGCGCUGAGCCGACUCCGACAGCCGCCGGCGGCCUCCGCCGAGUCGGCACUGGCCGAGAUCGGCGCCGUGCUCCGCCACUCGGAUAUCUCACCGUUCGAGGUGCUGCAGAGCGGCCUGGUGCAGCAGCUCACCGCCUUCCUGACGGACGGCGAGGGCGCUGAGCGCGAGCGCCGCCUGCGCCUGUUCCUGCACGUGCUGGCCGGCUGUCCGCGCGCGCCCGAGGAGCUGGUGGAGCCGUUCCUGGCCACCUCCGAGCUGACGGCGCCGCUGCAGGCGCUGGUGGCCAAGCUGAACGCCUGCGUCACUCAGGUGGAGCAGCUGGUUGUGAAAGUGCAUGACGUUUCGGAGACGGCCGGCGGCCCGUCCGGCCAGAGCGCGCUCAAGUAUUUCAACCAGAACCAGCUCAAGUGUAAUCUACAGCGUCAGCCGGACUGCACAAGUCUGCGCCAGUGGCGCGGCGGGCCCGUCAAAAUCGACCCGCUGGCCCUCGUACAGGCCAUAGAGCGCUACCUGGUGAUCCGCGGCUACGGCCGGAUCCGCGACGAUGACGACGACGGCUCCGACGACGGCGACUCGGACGACGAUAUCGACGAUACGCUGGCGGCAGUGAGCAUCAGCCAGGGCAACAACCACAAGCUGCAGUUCGUCAUCAACGACCACGUGCUGCCGUACAACAUGACCGUGUUCCAGGCGAUCCAGCAGUUCAGCCAGGACACGACUGACUCGGACUCCGAGCUGACGGUCGGCUCGACGCACCUCUUCCAGCGCACGCACACCAUCUACUACCGUCCGGCGCCGGAGGAGAGCUCGCAGUCGGCGGCCCGCGGCGGCGGCUCGCACGCCAAAAAGGGCAGCAAGAGCGGCGCCAGUAAACACGGCGGGAAGCGGCGCGACGAGCUGUGGACGGAGGGUGUGGCGCCCGAACCGGCCUGUCCCCUGCUGCCCUACCUGACGGCGCGGCUGCCCGAGCACGUGACCGUCUCAGAUCCGUGUCUGGAGACGCUGCAUCUGCUACGGCUGCUGCACGCGCUCAGCAGACACUACGGGAGCCUUUACCAGAUGAGCAACUCGGCGCCGCUCAUCGCUCAGUCGGAGUUCAUCAACAGCAAGGUGUCGGCGAAGGCGAACCGGCAACUGCAGGACCCUGUGAUCGUCAUGACGGGCAACACGCCGCAGUGGCUGCAGCAGAUCGGUCUGGCCUGUCCGUUCCUGUUCCCGUUCGAUACGCGUCAGCUGCUGUUCUUCACGUCCACAUUCGACCGUGACCGGGCGCUGCUGCGUCUGAUCGAGAGCUCGCCAGAGCUGCAGGCCGCCGACUCCGAGGACCGCAUCGCGCCCAAGCUGGAGCGUAAGAAGCGCACAGUGUCGCGAGAUGACCUGGUGCGCCAGGCUGAGGCGCUGAUGGCCGAAUUGGCCGGCUCGCGGGCGUUGCUCGAAGUGCAGUAUGAGAACGAGGUGGGCUCCGGCCUCGGACCGACGCUGGAGUUCUACUCGCAGGUCUCACGAGAACUGCAGCGGGCGGACGCGGAGCUUUGGCGCGGAGACCGGUACCGGCCACCGGCCGAGAUCGUCACCGACAAACUCGGGCCGUCGUCGUCCUCCGCGUCAGCCCCAGCCGACACAGCGGAGUACAUCCACGCGCCGCUGGGACUCUACCCGGCGCCCGUGGCCAGGUCGAGCAAGUCGGGAACGGUGACACGGCUUAAGUCCAAGUACAAGUUCCUCGGUAAGCUGAUGGCCAAGGCGCUGACGGAUUUCCGUCUGCUGGACCUGCCGCUGAGCGUGCCGUUCUACAAGUGGCUGCUGCGCCAGGAGCGCUCCAUGACACUGCAGGACGUGCACCUGCUGGACCCGUCGCUGGCGGCCACGCUGUCGCAGCUGGCGGCCGUGGCGCGGCGGCGCCGACACCUGGAGGCCGACCAGACGCUGACGGCCGAGCAGCGCCGCGCCGCCAUCGAGGCGCUCGGCGUGGACGGCUGCUCCGUGGAGGACCUGGGACUCGACUUCACGCUGCCCGGACACUCGAGCAUCGAGCUGAAGCGGGGCGGCCGGGACGAGCCGCUGACCAUCCACAACCUCGACCAGUACCUCAAGCUGCUGACUCACUGGCUGCUCUAUGAGAGCGUCUACCGGCAAAUGGAGGCGUUCAGAGAGGGCUUCGAGUCGGUGUUCCCGCUAGAGAACCUGGGCAUGUUCUUCCCUGAGGAGAUUGACAGCCUGUUCUGCGGCAGCCAGGAGAGCUCGUGGGACGAGCGGACGCUAACCGAGGCGUUCAAGCCGGACCACGGCUACACACACGAGUCGCCGGCCAUCAAGCGUCUGGUGCGCGUGCUGACAGAGUUCAGCGGCGAGCAGCGGCGUCAGUUCCUCAGCUUUGUCACCGGAUCGCCGCGCCUGCCCGUCGGAGGGUUCCGGGCGCUCUCGCCGCCGCUCACCAUCGUCCGUAAGAUCGUGCAGCCCAACGAGAACCCGGACGACUUCCUGCCGUCCGUGAUGACGUGCGUCAACUACCUGAAGCUGCCCGACUACACCAGCCUCGAGAUCAUGGCUGAGCGCAUCGCCACCGCCGUGCGCGACGGACGGCUCAGCUUCAUGCUCUCGUAGUGCGGCCGCGGCCGAGACGCGGGCGGAGAACUUGUGAUAUAGCGGAGACACACUCACACACGCAGACUGACACACGUACACGUUCACCAAAUAUGGCGACGGGCGUCGCCGCGCCGCCGGCUGCCCUCGCUCGAUCCAGACGCUUUCUGUGUUUUUACCCGAGCUUUUCUAGGAUGAUGUGCCGCUCUCUGUGCGCCGAGGGCGGCUGUGGUGCCGGCGACGGCCGGGCGGCGCCGCGGCGGCGGAGGCGGCGGCUGGGCGCGCUUUGAUACCGUUUUCCACGCACGGGCGGUCACUGGGCCGGCCGGACUGGGGUUUGCGCCGUGCCGGUGCCGCCAGCCGGCCGGUCGGCGGCCGCCGCCGUGUGCGGACGGUCGGCGGGUCAUGCCAGCCAGUAUUGGCGGUGUUCGCGGCGCCGGGCGCCGGACCGUGUCAUUCUGUUCCGCUCUCCCCGGUCGGACGGCGGCCGCGAUGUGGCGCCCUCGCGACGGCGACAGUGACGCCACCAGACGCCCAGAGGCGGCCAACACUGGCCGCGCGGCGGGCCGUUUUGUAAAGAGCGGUACGAUGCGGUCGCCAGACGGGCGAAAUGUUACAGCGGCGCGCUGACUGAAGAGGCGGCGCCCGUAGUGUCUGUGCCUGGGCAUACAGAAGUGCCCGCCGAAUCCAGAGACUUGUGCAGGGACUGCGAGUUGCGACCGAGUGUAAGAGGGACUCUGUGUACUGUCCGAGCUGUGUACGCGUGUGAGAGGAGUGACGAGUGAGGUGUGCAAAGUGUGAGAUAGCCGAGAGGUGGGUGGGGACCGCCGGUGUUGGCGGCACUCUCAGACAUUGUGUGCGCGUUCCAGAGAACAGCUGAGUUUGUUUACAUUGAAGUAGUGCUAAAUUUCUGUUCGACCUAUUACAGUUUGUGUCCAUGAGAAAAGGGCUGAAUACACUGUGAGGCCUCCAA